Messenger RNA from Nematolebias whitei (Rio pearlfish), 768 nucleotides. RefSeq names its product polyamine-modulated factor 1 (gene pmf1). Gene Ontology annotation, cellular component: MIS12/MIND type complex. Gene Ontology annotation, biological process: chromosome segregation. The record is from RefSeq and is a predicted model, not a curated record. Lineage: Eukaryota; Metazoa; Chordata; Actinopteri; Cyprinodontiformes; Rivulidae. The coding region runs from base 85 to 768 and encodes 227 amino acids. The transcript is spliced from 5 exons.
UUUUUUUACGUCCACAUUUUUUGAUUUCUGCUGCUUGCCGUAGUUUUGGCGCGCACAGUCAAAAUAUAAAUAGUACUUAAAAACAUGGAGGAAGCCAGUGUUUCAGCUCAUAAUGAGGCUGCGGAAGAAAAUGAAAAUAUUUCCACUGAAAAACUGAGUGCGGGGGAAGUUUCCUCGGACACGUCGAAGCAGGACGCUGCUGGUAAAUCGAUGGAGGAUACGAGAACUCCGUACAACCGGGUGAAGUUAUUCGAAAAAGUCAUGCAGAAGAGCCUCAACAAGUUCAUAGAGCAUGCCAGUUUUAAAGGAUUUGCCAGCAUGUUUCGCCCGCUGUACAAGAAGAACCCUCAGAUGAUUGAGAGAAUUCACAAUCAGUUUAUCGAGGAGCUGCGGAAAGCUAUACAGGAGGACAUCGCCAAACUGACUGAAGAAGGGAUGUUGGACUUCAAAUUGAAUGAAAUGGACAAACUGGAGAACGCUGUCAAGGAUGAUCCGGAGCCUGCAUGGCGACCAAGUGGAGUUCCUGAGCAGGACUUUUGCAGCUUUGUGAUGCCCUUCUAUCAAAAGCAGGAAGCCUACAUGAAACUGGAGCUGAAAAAGAUUCAAGCAGAGAACGCUGCUCUGGCAGAGAAGGUUCAAGCUGGUAGAGAGAGCAUUGCUCAGACAGAACUACGCAUUUCCACAACUGUGGAAGACUGGAAGGCAUCAGAGGCAGAAUUUGAAAAAGUGGCUUCUUCUUUCGGCCCUGCUGAUGUGUUUGAAGUGUGA